CUCUCACGUCUUUCCCAGAGAAAAUCUCAAUCUCUCCGAGAAAGUGACGGGAAACGAAAUCCGAACGGGAGGGAUAAUAAACCUAAAACCUAAAUCACUGUUUUAUUUGGCUACGGACUCCUAAAAUUUCAUAAUUUUGGGGUUUCCAUCGACAUGAAUCUGCUUCCGAUUUCGAUCGUCUCGUUCCUCUUCUUUCUCUGCCUUCAUUCGCCAUUCAUCGCCGCCGCUACAGAUGACGAUUUGCCGACGGCGUAUUCUGUCCUCCAAAGCUUCAACUUUCCCGUCGGAAUCCUUCCUAAAGGAGUCGUAUCAUAUGACCUGGAUGAAUCCACUGGCAAAUUUCACGCGUAUUUCAACAAAUCGUGCAGUUUCGCUCUUCAAGGCUCGUACCAGUUGGAUUACAAAUCUACAAUCUCUGGAUACAUAUCGGAGAACAAGCUCACCAAGCUUACCGGCGUGAAGGUCAAAGUUCUAUUCUUGUGGCUUAAUAUCGUUGAGGUUGUCAGGAACGGUGACGAACUCGAGUUCUCCGUAGGGAUUACAUCGGCGAACUUUGCGAUCGAUGAGUUUUACGAGUCGCCGCAGUGUGGAUGUGGGUUUGAUUGUGAUUCGAUUAAGGAGAAUUUGGGAAGAAACCCUUUUGUUUCUUCCGUUUAAAGGUUCAGACUUUUUUGGUUCUUUUUUUCUCCAAUCAUUGAAUUUGGUCUGGCUUCUUUGUUUUCAGUCAAUGCUUUGUUUGUAUCUCUUAUUAUUAGGAUCAAACCGAUGAAUUGUAUUUAUGAACCGAUCUGGAAUAAAAGGGUGGAGACAUUUUUAUUAUU
This is a messenger RNA of Camelina sativa (false flax), 821 nucleotides long. RefSeq lists its product as uncharacterized. The record is from RefSeq and is a predicted model, not a curated record. NCBI's taxonomy places the organism in Eukaryota, Viridiplantae, Streptophyta, Magnoliopsida, Brassicales, Brassicaceae.